CCCGCCCGGGCCCCGCCGAUUCUCUGGCCCGUCCGGGACAGACUGGCUGGCCGGCGGGCGCUGACGCCGCGGGGUUGGAGCGGGCCUCGCGGGAGCGCGCGGAGGGAGCAGCGGCGCCGUCGGUCCCCGUCGGGGCUCCCUGGGUCCCCGACCCGCCCCCAGCCCGGCCAUGGCAGGCGCCAGGCCCGGCGUCCACACGCUGCAGCUGGAGCCGCCCACUGUGGUAGAGACCCUACGGCGCGGGAGUAAGUUCAUCAAAUGGGACGAGGAGGCCUCCAGUCGGAACCUGGUGACCCUGCGUGUGGACUCCAAUGGCUUCUUUCUGUACUGGACGGGACCCAACAUGGAGGUAGAUACACUGGACAUCAGCUCCAUCAGGGACACGCGGACGGGCCGUCACGCCCGCCUGCCCAAGGACCCCAAGAUCCGGGAGGUGCUGGGCUUUGGGGGUCCUGACACUCGGCUGGAGGAGAAGCUGAUGACAGUGGUAGCUGGGCCAGACCCAGUGAACACAACAUUCUUAAACUUCAUGGCUGUGCAGGAUGACACAGCCCAGUCGCCGCCCCUGCCGCCAGGGGGAGCUGCCAAGAGGGGCGGGCGGUCCCGACGUGGGUGGGAGGGGGCGGUGCCGCUGUGGCUCCGCCCCCGCCCCGCCCCGCCCGGGCCCCGCCGAUUCUCUGGCCCGUCCGGGACAGACUGGCUGGCCGGCGGGCGCUGA
Molecule: messenger RNA, 718 nt
Organism: Manis javanica (Malayan pangolin)
Lineage: Eukaryota; Metazoa; Chordata; Mammalia; Pholidota; Manidae
Source: RefSeq, a predicted model, not a curated record